Molecule: messenger RNA, 1401 nt
Organism: Boeremia exigua
Lineage: Eukaryota; Fungi; Ascomycota; Dothideomycetes; Pleosporales; Didymellaceae
Exons: 2
Coding region: 1-1401 (466 amino acids)
Source: RefSeq, a predicted model, not a curated record
AUGAUGCUUGAGAAGCUGCCGGUCGAGCUGGUGCGGCGAAUCUUCGAAUUUGUUCUGGACGAUGACGACCUGCAGAAUCUCACGGCUCUCCUUGGAGUCAACACCAUUUUCGAAGCAGAAACGAGCAAGCUUUAUGAAAGCAAGAUUCGACAUGUCAGGCCCGAGGCUACUUACUGGGCGCGCAUACCCUGCCCUGUCCGACGUCGCAUGGCUCGUGACAUUAUCAUGAGCCAUUCAGAGUCGAGCUCCAAACGAACAAUCGCGACCUAUAUGCAUUCUGUUGCAUCUUACCUCUUGCGCCUCUCCCAUGAAUUCGACGCCAAUAAUGCCGGACUCAACCAUACACAAUGGUGGUACAAAGUAAUUUCAGUCCUCGCAUCGUCGGAAGCAGACUGUCGGUGUGGCAAACCGGCAUUCCUGCAUUUGACGUGUCACAGCCUGUGGUCUGUGUCUGAUACUGCGUUUCAUGUCGUGAUCUUGGAGAGACAUACAAGGCUUGAGAUUGCUAUGAUAGAACGAGGGAAAGGCGCCGAAAGCACGUGUCCUUAUCUCAAGGUAUCUAAGAAAGAUCCAACAUUCGCACGACGAAAUGCGCUAGAGUGGGCGUGCUCACAGCAACUUGAGGAUACUGUCCAUCGUCUGGUAUUCGCAGCCGAGAAGGCGAUGAAGAGGCCCGAACAGUACCUGCCAACAGCUACAGCAAUCUGUGCAGCGACACACCAACCACAUCGCGGCGAUACCCCGCUCCUGUGCUUCUUACUCGACCGUCUGUCCAUCACAUCUUGGAAACGAAACUCUUCCGGUCCAAUGUUCACCUACCAGUCACGCCUUGUCUCCUUCAAAGAAUGGAAUCGGCGCGUUCUCAGCACACUCGCACAACACAAAGCCCGCAACACGCAAACUGCUAUCCUCAUCAUGCGUACAUAUUACCCUUAUCUCGAGUUCGGCAACACGUUGAACUUAAUAUCCAAGAAUCUUGGCCGUCAGGAUUUCGGACGCAGGAUAAUAGCCGGACAGCGCCCGUUUUGCCGUUUCGCGAGAGAGCGUCCAGAUGACUAUAUAAACGCCUUCGGCCCAGAUGCCGAGUGGAUACGGCAUUGGCAUCUGACGAUUUGCAAUGCAGAUACAUGUUUGCGCCAACCCAAUAGAGCAUGUCCGCGGUGCGGACUAUGUGGACGGCGCCAUGCUGCCGACGCGAAUUGGCGCAAUGGGUACGGUCGGGAUGGUUCUCCGUUGUCAGCAGGAACGUUCGAAGAUAUUGUCGCGGUCACGGUCGGUGAGCGGGAACGGGGAUCGGAGCAAACCACGCCUGAUCCGGACCUUUUCCGAUGGAGCAGCGCCACUUAUUUGCCAUCGCCGGAACAUCACAACGGGCCCAAGUCUUGUGGUGGAGACGACUGA